Paecilomyces variotii is the source of this 3503-nucleotide messenger RNA. RefSeq lists its product as hypothetical. The record is from RefSeq and is a predicted model, not a curated record. Gene Ontology annotation, molecular function: cyclin binding; RNA polymerase II CTD heptapeptide repeat kinase activity; cyclin-dependent protein serine/threonine kinase activity. Gene Ontology annotation, cellular component: nucleus; cyclin/CDK positive transcription elongation factor complex. Gene Ontology annotation, biological process: protein phosphorylation; positive regulation of transcription elongation by RNA polymerase II; transcription elongation by RNA polymerase II. Bases 94 to 3450 code for a protein of 1118 amino acids. Lineage: Eukaryota; Fungi; Ascomycota; Eurotiomycetes; Eurotiales; Thermoascaceae. The transcript has 3 exons.
ACUUGACAUUUGAGGCUUCUGCUGGACAUCCCUCCAUCCUCUGCCUCGCCCUUCUACGACACAUGCUCGCCAGAUGCAGUUAGAGGAGAUUACAUGGCUGGGUCCCGAAGGAGUCCGCUGUUGAGAGAUCAGUGGAGAGCCGCCAAAGACCCCGAAGAUCGAGAAAGAGACUGUGAUCGAGAUACGGCUCGCGAAAGAGGAAGGGACAGACACAGUGACCCCAAACCACAUCGCCGUCCCUGGGAGAACCGGUCAGAGCGACGAACACGGUCACCGCCACCAUCUCGUCGUGGUGCCCUUUCUGACCGCGACCCGCCUCGAAGGCGCCGUGACCCUUCUCCCGAUACCGUCGCUCACCGUAGACCGCCGGCGUCUCGCGAUUCUGUGUCAAGAGAAGAACGCCAACCAGGUUCACGUCACCUCUCCCCUACGUCGAGACGUUCUCCGGCGCCAGAUUCUAGGGAAGCCAGACGGUCACGGCCGCUAGAAGAGAAAGCACCCCGGAGACCCUCACGAAGGGACGACUCUCCGAGCUCCCCUCCUCCUUCGAAGCGUAAGCGAAGCAGAAGCCCUUCGCCUCGUGCCCAUCGCCAUCACCAUCACCGCCAUCACCAUUCCCGUCACUCCCCCAAGCCUGGGCAUAGCCGCGAUCGAAGCCGUCAACCGAGAAGUAGGAGGCAUCUGCCUGACCGAAGCAGAUCACCUGGGCAGUCGCCAGUUCGAGAUAGAGAAAAGGGACACCGGUCAUCUAUUGCCCGGCGUGACCCUUUUGACGCUGACUCGCAGGAUCGCCCACGCUCUCGGCGGUCCAGGUCUCCCGCUGGGCGAGAUCACAGGAGGCAGCGGUCCCCUCGACCAGGUCGCAGCUCGCACAGAAGAGACGAGAGCUCAAGGGGUCGUCGUCGUUCAGCUUCACGCCAAUCUUUCCGUUCCAUACGCUUACGAGAGUCUGCGUCUCCCGACCGUGGAAUCCGCCGUGACCGAAUCAUGAAUUCGACUCGGCCCAUUCAAUCCGUCGUUGACGACUCUAAAAGAUCACCUUCACCUUUGCGGCCUAUCCCCAGCUUCGAUGCUGACAAUGCUGGUGGUCCGCUCGACGGUGAGAGCCGUAUACGAGAAGCAUUCCCAAUGCAUGGGAUGCGAGCGUCAGAUGUCCAUGGCAAUCAACGCGGACGCUCUUCAAGAUCUCAUGGACAAUAUUCAAACUCUCCUCAGUACGUGACCCCGACUAGCUCAUACCACGGGUCUCCUUCUGGUUCGCCCUACUCUAAUGGACGGGGUGGAUGGAGCGGCCAGCCUCCAUUCCAUGGGCAACAUGGGCAAAUUCACGGUCAUUCUCCUCCCUAUCGGCAAAAUAACUACUCGCAGGGUGGUCCACAGGGACAGUAUUAUCAAAAUCAUCAGGGGCAGUACAAUGGGCCACCGGGUCACAUGCAGCAGGGUUUCUCCGGGCCACCGUAUCGCGGGGGCCAUUCCGGCUAUCGUGGUAAUUACCAAAAUCAAGGCCCAGAUCGACGAUUCUCUGGAAGUGGCCCUCAAAAUUAUGGACAUAUGUCGUCUCAGCGCGGUCGGGGUCAUUUUAGCAAUCUUCAGUGGACUGCGUCAGGGUCGAGGGGUCGAGGUGGUCAACACAGCCCGCACUCAACGCACGCACAGUCUUCUCCAACCGGCUCAUUACAACCCCCCUCAAGUGACAGAAUGUCUCCAGAUGCGGAUGAAGGAGAUAAUCCUUUCCGACCCUCCAAGGAUCUCCAGGUUGAAGACCAGGGUUCUAAACAAAGUUCAGAGAAUGGAGACACGAAGAAAAUGCUGCCACCAAACCGACAGAGCAACGCAUCCUCUACCCCGGCGAAGGAAGGCGGAAAAUUCAGCUUCGCCUUCAAAUCCAAGGCCAAUACUGCGCCCAUGCCAAAACCUGUUCCAGAUCUAGCACAAAGAAUGCAACCGCGAAAUCCACCCCAACGAGCCGCUGAGCCGCCUCGAAACAGGCCACCUCCGGGACCGUCUCCCAAAUUCAAGCAUGAUCCACGGUUUGAUCGGCGUGAUCGUGAGCGAGAUCGCGAUCGAGACCGCGAUAGGGACAGGGGGCGUGAUCGAGAUGAUCGUCGCGAUCCUCGAGAUUUCCGAGAGUCGAGAGACAAACGGGACAUUCGAGAUAUGCGGAGAGACGACAGGCGUCAUGAUUAUCGUGACGAUAGGAGACGUGACGAUCGACGGAUGGACUUCCGAUUCGAUCGCCGCCGUGAACGCAGCCCCGAGAAGCCGAAGAAGCAAAAGAAGAUAGCGCUGCGGCAGAAAGCCCGACCGAGUCUCCCAGAAGAAUUCUCUAAUUCUGAAUCUGUAUACAACCGAAAGCCAGGUAAUGAGUCGGUUAUUGGUGCGGGGACGUACGGAAAGGUAUUCAAGGCAAUACACAUCUACACCAAGAGCAAAGUUGCUCUGAAGAAGAUCCGUAUGGAGGGAGAGAAAGACGGUUUCCCCGUGACUGCCGUUCGGGAAAUCCGACUCCUCCAGCAUCUUCGCAACCACAACGUCGUCAGCUUGCUUGAAGUCAUGGUUGAGAAAAAUGAAUGCUUCAUGGUCUUCGAAUAUCUCUCACAUGACCUGACUGGUCUCAUUAACCAUCCCAGCUUUACACUCACGGCAGCUCACAAGAAGGACCUUGCGAAGCAGAUGUUCGAAGGGCUCAACUAUCUUCACCAUCGUGGAGUUCUCCACCGUGACAUCAAGGCGGCUAAUAUCCUCAUCAGUAACACGGGACUAUUGAAGUUCGCUGAUUUCGGCUUGGCUCGCUUUUUUUCCAAGAGCCGCCAGUUGGAUUAUACAAAUCGGGUGAUCACCAUCUGGUAUCGGCCGCCAGAACUUCUUCUCGGUGAGACAAGAUAUGGUCCGGCCGUUGAUGUUUGGAGUGCAGCUUGCGUCUAUAUGGAGAUGUUCACGCGGAAGGCCGUGUUUCCCGGUGAAGGGGGCGAGAUCAGCCAGUUGGACAAGUUGUAUAAUUGUUUAGGCACACCCACCCGAGCAGAUUGGCCUGACAUCGUGGAGAUGCCUUGGUUUGAAUUGAUGCGGCCCACAGAACGGAAACCCAGGGUUUUCGAGGACUUGUAUCGCGAAGCCCUGAGCCCUGCCGUCUUAGAUCUUGUCGCGAAAAUGUUUCAAUAUGACCCUGCAAAGAGGCCCACGGCUCAAGAGGUGUUAGCGCAUCCUUACUUUACGUCUGAGGAGCCGGGUCCCCAACAGGCUAUUGAGCUGGAAAAGAUCGAAGGCGACUGGCACGAAUUCGAAUCUAAAGCGCUUCGCAAGGGCAAGGACAAAGAAGCUCGCCGUGCGGAAUAUCAGAAAGAAAAGGAAAAGCGAAAGGCUAGCGCUUCAGCUUCCCAAGUUGAACGAGACCCGAAGAGGAUGAAGCAGGAAACCGAUGAUUCAUAUCCACCUUCUCAAGCUGGGUAGGGGUAGCUGGUCCUGAUCCUAGUCCUUUCCCAAUAUAGAACCGGCCAUUGAGU